AUGGCCGCCUUGAUAUUAACAAGAUUGAUGAAUAAUGUCAAAAUUGCUCUUCAAAGCCAAGCGUCUUUGAAUACCUUCUAUUGGUCAGAUAGUCAAAUCGUACUCGCAUGGCUGAAGAAUGAUCAAACCUUCAAACAGUUUGUGAGCAAUCGCAUAAAGGAAAUCCUACAACUGACGUCACCUGAUAUGUGGAACUAUUGUCCGACAGCCACAAAUCCAGCCGACAUUGGAUCGCGUGGAUUACCAGCAACASAACUAAAGGAAAGCGAGUUAUGGUGGAAUGGACCGGACUGGAUUGCUAAGCCGCAGAGUUGGCCAAACCAAAAGCGAGAAGACAAGUUACUAUCAUCCGACGAUUAUCGAGAAGAGCUAAAGAAAGAAAAGACUACCUUGUUAAUCGACACAACUAGUGAGAGCUCAGUACCAAAUCUUCAAGGAAUUAUUGAUCCAACUGCAUACASCUCAGCGAACAAAUUAUUCAGAGUAACUGCUUAUGUAAUCAGAUUCGUCGACAACCUCAAAUCAAGRAAUCAACGUGGAAAGGAAAAUGACAUUGAAUUAAAMAGCACAGAAGUCCAACGAGCUGAAACYAUGUGGAUAAAAUGCGUCCAGAGAUCUCUAAAGAAAGAUAAGAACUUUGAACAACUUCAAACUCAACUUGGACUUUAUGAAGACACUGAAGGAAUCGUGCGAUGUAGAGGACGUAUUGGAAACUCAGAACUUAGAUUUGAAACCAAGUUUCCAAUCUUGAUGCCAAGAGAUCACCAUUUAACAACACUUAUUAUUUUGCAGUCACAUGAUAAAGUCUUUCAUCAUGGACUCAAGUCUACRCUGAACGAGUUCAGAUCGAAAUACUGGAUGAUAAAAGCGAAACAGAAGAUAAAGAUGAUGUUAUCACGUUGUACUACCUGUAGAAGAUUUGAAUCAAUCGCAUAUAAAUACCCACCGAAGACACACUUACCUGAAAGUCGAGUUAAAGGACAAACAGCAUUCUUGAACAUUGGAACUGAUCUAGCUGGCCCGCUAUUUGCUAGAAAUACAUUGAAGGAAAAGACUGCAUUCAAAGUAUGGAUCGUGAUAUUCACCUGUACACUAUCAAGAGCCGUUCAUUUAGAGAUAAUGAGGGGCAUGAACGUUGAACAAUUUUUAAUGRMAUUUAGACGAUUCGUGAGUCGACGAGGCACGCCCGCGUUAAUUAUAAGUGACAAUGCCAAAAGCUUCAAGUCUGCCGAUUCAAGAUUGAAAUCCUUGUACAGACAACCCGAAGUAAAACGAUACCUUKCAGGAAAACGCAUCGAAUGGAAAAGUAUUUUACCCAAGGCACCAUGGCAAGGAGGAUUUUACGAAAGACUUAUCAAAACAGUAAAGCGAUGUCUGAAGAAAACCUUGCGGAACGCCAAGACGACUGUAGACGAAUUGUACACACUCUUGGUAGAGAUAGAACAAACAAUUAACAAUCGACCAUUAACUUACAUUAGCAUGGAGGAGUUUGAAACAYCGCUGACACCAUCUCAUCUAAUUUGUGGGAGAAGAUUAGACAGUCUACCUGAUGAAUGUGCCGACGAUAUAGAAACCAACAUUAGUGCUGAAGAUUUGACAAAGCGACAACAACAUCUCGGAAGUCUCAUUUCUCAUAGUUGGAAAAGAUGGAGGGAAGAUUACUUGGUACAGCUAAGAGAAACACAUGAUCUAACAGGAAAAAGAGGUGGAACUCACGUCAUUAAAGAAGGAGAUGUAGUAAUUGUACACGACAAKGACAAACCMAGAGGUCAAUGGAGAAUGGGAAAGGUUGUGAAGCUUCGAAAGAGCUCAGAUGACAAGAUACGUGGCGCAAGCCUACGCGUAGUUUCAAAGACAGGACGAKCAACCACCAUUAGUCGACCAGUAAACAAACUCUAUCCAUUAGAAGUCCAAGAUAUUGAACCAGAAACUGAUGAAAGACCCUUAGACACCACUCCAGAACUACCACAGAUAAUGGACAACMMCGAUAGUACUCAACAAAGAACGCGACCAAGACGCGCAGCAGCAAUUGAUGCUGACUUCAUGAGAAGAUUACGACUUUCACAGUGA
Messenger RNA from Exaiptasia diaphana, 2070 nucleotides. RefSeq lists its product as uncharacterized. NCBI's taxonomy places the organism in Eukaryota, Metazoa, Cnidaria, Anthozoa, Actiniaria, Aiptasiidae. The transcript has a single exon. Gene Ontology annotation, biological process: DNA integration. Gene Ontology annotation, molecular function: nucleic acid binding. The coding region runs from base 1 to 2070 and encodes 689 amino acids. The record is from RefSeq and is a predicted model, not a curated record.